Molecule: messenger RNA, 3788 nt
Organism: Melanotaenia boesemani (Boeseman's rainbowfish)
Lineage: Eukaryota; Metazoa; Chordata; Actinopteri; Atheriniformes; Melanotaeniidae
Gene: islr2
Product: immunoglobulin superfamily containing leucine-rich repeat 2
Exons: 2
Coding region: 471-2615 (714 amino acids)
Molecular function (GO): protein binding
Source: RefSeq, a predicted model, not a curated record
CAAACUCUUGUCCGAGUGCUUUAUUUAGAGACAAAACUGCACAGACAAACCGAAUGAGGUCAGAGGUUUGGGUCGGAGUGAUAAAUUAAACAACGCUGCUAAAUUAUGAAUUUUCGUUGAGGGCGGAGGACCAGGAGCUUCUGUAUCUUUAAUAGUGAAGAGAGAUGGGAGAGGCUGCGCGUUCAUGGUUCCUUUUCUCGCUCCGCAGCCGCGGGCACGCGCAGUGGACCCCGCACUCGUUGGAGAGGGAAAAAGCGCCGACGGACUUGCAGCAGCAACUCACCGGGAAAAAUGUUUCUGCCGCCGUCCUUCAGCAGCGCUGUGCACGAAUGCAAAAACCGUGUGAAAGGACCCGCGAUGUGUGAGGACUCCAGCAUUUUCCACCAUUAAAGUUGUUUUAGAGGACUGUAAACUCCGGGAGUCAUUUAUAAGACACGGGCACUGAAGUUAACAUUGAACAGGUGCAGAAAAUGGCAACAAAGCUCCUGCAGCUCCUUGCCUUGUGGACUGUUGUGAUUGGCAUUGUGCAGUGCUGUCCCGAGCUCUGCAGUUGCCAGGAUAAAUUUUCCCACCAGUUUGCUGACUGUGCUUACAAAGACCUGCUAGUAGUACCUGUUGGCCUCCCUUCCAAUGUCACCACUGUGAGCCUUUCAGCCAAUAAGAUUAAAUUGCUGAAGAGUAAAAGCUUCGUUAAUAUCACUCAGGUUUCCUCUCUCUGGCUGGCUCACAAUGAAAUAGUCACUAUAGAAUCAGGCACUUUGGCCCCCUUGAUUCAGCUUCGCAACUUGGACAUUAGCCACAACAAAAUUGUUAACUUUCCAUGGGAAGAUCUGCGAAACCUCACAGCCCUGCAGCUUCUGAAAAUGAACAACAAUGAGAUGGUGAACCUUCCAAAGGAUGCUUUUUCCACACUCAAAGACCUGAGGUCACUUCGCAUUAACAACAACAAGUUUACCACCAUUGUGGAGGGUACCUUCAGUGCCCUCUCUUCUAUGUCCCAUCUGCAGAUUUACAGCAACCCAUUCACUUGCUCCUGCAGUCUGGAGUGGCUGAGGGAUUGGAUGGCAACAACCAAAAUUUCUGUCCCUGACCCAAAUUUAAUUCAAUGUGAAACCCCUGAACUUCUGAAGGGUGUGAUGGUUGCAAAGAUUCCCAAACUGGACUGUGAAGUCCCUGCUGUCACCAUAACAUAUCAACCAAACGUCGACAACACAGAUCUCUAUGAAGGUGUCUCGGUCAUCUUAAAUUGUGAGACAAAAGGAAGUCCCAAACCACUGGUCACCUGGGAGGUGACAGCAGGAAAUGAAAAUCAUCUGUUCCCCUUGCCCUCCACCGGAGAAAUGAAUGAUUUGCCUGUAAAUGAUAAAACAACCAACAACAGAUUCCAAGUCUUUAGGAAUGGCUCUCUCAUUAUCCCCCGCCUGAGUAAAAAGGAGGACGGAAAUUACAGCUGCUCUGCGGUAAACGAGUUAGGUAAGGCAGAGAGCAGUGUUAAAGUGGCUCUGGCAGGCAAACAAAAACAAAGCAGCAACUCAAUCCCUGAUUCAACUGUGGACAAGAUCCGCCCAUUUGGAAAAAAGCCUGCAGACCCCAAAAUCUCUAAAAACAAUGUGAUCAACUGGGACAAGCACAAUGAAAAAACAAAGGGCAGUCCUGAUGCUUCAAAAGACACACCUGAUGACACAGAGCUUGCUGGAGGGGUUUCUAAGGACUCCAGCUUUGCAAGCAAGUGUGGUGUGAGAGACAGCAGUGAAUACAUUUCUAACCAUGCUUUUAACAUGACUUUGGAAGACCUGAAGCAGUAUACGUUUGAUUUUGGAGUUAUUGCAUUAGAAGUUUCCGAGACUGAGGCCAAAGUGCAGCUGAAUCCACUGCAGCUCCCUAGCAGCAAAUCUAACCUUCAUCUCAGUCAAACUGAAGACCAAGAAACGGUGAACAAAGAGCCUUUGGGUCUGUUACAGUCCUCAUCCAGUAAGACCACACUAGACAUGCUCUACCUCUGUAUAAAUACAGGAAAUGGACACUCAGUGGUUCAGUGGUCCAAUAUAGAGGAAGGGGUUAAUACCUACCGCUUCCAUGGCUUACAACCUGGCACAAAUUACACUCUUUGUCUCACCUAUGGAGGGCAGGACUGUCAAGUCCAAGUAGUCUUUACAACUAGAAAGAAGAUCCCCUCCCUACUUAUCAUCGUGGUUGUCAGCAUUUUCCUAUUGGGUCUGGCCACUGUUCCUUUGUUGGGAGCCACCUGCUGCCAUCUAUUAUACAAGUACCAAGGAAAGACUUACAAGCUGAUCAUGAAAGCUCAGAAUCCGGAUCAGGUGGAGAAACAAAUGACCAGAGAUUUUGAUCCCAGGGCGUCUUUCGUGGAGUCAGAGAAAACCUACAACCCCAGCGAGUUAGGCGAAGGGGAGGGAGAAGCGGAGGGAGAGGAAGGAGACGGAGAAGGUGAGGCUGAGGGGAGCGUGGUGACCGAGUCCAUCCCCGGAUCAUCAUCCAAAACCAACCAGGAGGAGUUUGAGGUGGGAUCCGAAUACAGUGAUAGAUUACCGCUCGGAGCAGAGGCCGUGAACAUCUCGGAGGAAAUAAACGGCAACUACAAGCAGCCGAGCCGCUGAUCUCCACGGAUCUCCUACGAGAAUUUUGUAAAAAAGUUUACUUUUAAGUAGCCUACAUUUAAGCAGGUAACUCACGUAUCAUUGCCACACAUAAAAAACGAUGGCGUAUGAUUUCAAAGAAAGGCCAGUCAUUAAUCUUUGUUUUUUUUUUUUUUUUUACCUCAGAAAGUCCUCCUCUAAUCAGAAAGAUUGUGAAGUCAUGUUACAUUUGUAGUCUAUUGUGGGAUUUAAAAAAUAGACUGCACGGCACAAGCAUAAAUUUAAUCAGUUCAUCAGACUUCAAAACUAACCGGAAAGCAGCAAAAUGAUCCCUUUCUGUAGGUCACACGCACAUGGGCAGGCGCGAAAAAUGUGCAAAUGCAAGGCACAGAGAGUUAAUUGCAGGGCGUAUUAAUGGAAAAUAUACAUUUUUUAACCACAGUUUUGGGGAGCACAAAAACACGCAAAAAUGUGCCAUAUUUUAUAAAACGAUCUUUAUUUAAACAUGCAUCAGGGACCAAUUUCUUUCUCUCGGUGCAAGGCUCUGGGAGAGCCAUUUACCAUCCUCUCAGGUGUCGGAACUUCAGCUCCACUUGACUUAUGCACAGAACUAAUCCCGCAUUUGGUGUAACAAAGUAUUACGAUGAGUGAUAGGGAUAGGAAAAGGCUGCGGACGUUCUGACUUUCGCACUGUCAGUGCGCACACAGGGGCGCUUAUACCCGCUGCCCUGAGUCCAAAAGGGAGAUUGUGCUUUCAGUUGUGUUUAACAGAAAAAAAUUCCGGGUUAUUCACCAACAACAUGUUGUUCCACGUAAUGUUAGACUUUAAAAAUGUGCGACUUUGACCUCUUAAUCAACGGCUACCUGCUGUACUCUCGCUUUUUACAAUGAACGUGUCUAUGGCAUGUCACACGUAUUUCCUUGUGUGUGUUUUCGUAGUGUAGUCUGUAGGACUUUAGAUGUGACUGUCUUUACCUGUGAUGUAAAGCCAAGUAUGUUGAAAUAUUCUUUUUUUUACGACCGUUUCAGUGAAGUCGCACGAAAAAGUGGCGCAGUGGGCGUCUGGCGGCUUCACUCUUGUAAUUUGAUGCAUAUAGUGAGUUUUUUGUGAACCAUGUAAAACGGAAAAGUGAUCUUUUGAGAUUUUUGAUAUAAUUUUAUGUAAGUGGAAUUAAUAAAACGUAUUAAACUUAA